ACUAAAAAAUAAAGAAAAAAUUAUUAUAAACUGAAAAACUAAUAUAAACUUAAACAAACAUAUAUUAUAAACAUCAUUUGUUGUUACAUAAUAUAUACUAAUUAUUAUUUAUGACAUUAUUGAAACUAUUUAUAUGUUAAUUAAAAAUAUAAAUUUUUAUUAUUUUAUCACACUACAUUUGAUUUUUAAUUGAGUUGGCUUGAAGGUGGAUGUAUUAAUUUAUUAUCGUGAAAAUUAGUUGUUGUAGUAGUAUUAAAAUCUGAUACUCUUAGAAAUAUAAAAUUAUUAGUUAUUCUUACUUUAGAGUUUUUUCAACUAUAUAAAAUUGAACUAGAAAUCAAAUAGAAAAAAAUAUAAAACAUUACAUUUUCGUAAACUUAGUGUAAACUUACCCGCCCGCAGGGCGGGCCUACCCCUAGUAAAAAAUAAAACAAUAUUUUUAAUGAUUUUCACUAAAUAUAUUUUAAAUAGAAUGGGCCUAAUGGGUUAACAAUGGUUCAAUUUGGGCCUAUCGAAUGGGCUUUAAAUUUAUGUAAAUCAUUAAAGGUAUUUAAAAAAAAACAAUAGUAUGUUUUGUAAUUUUUUAAAAAAGUCAGGGGCAUAAUCAUAAGAAGGAUUUUGCUUUAAUAGUAUAGAUAGGGUGUUAUGUAACUCUAUUAAAUUUGUAUGCAAUCUGAUAUGACAGUGUAAAGAAAACAUGCAAUAAUCGUACAUUAUUAUAAGGGCCUAAAUGUAAGAUUUUUAUGUUUGUGUUUGUGCAUGUUUCACCAAACAUCCCAUAACCCAUUAUUCAAAGCUGAAAAUAACUUUACUGAUGCAUGCAUGGUCAUAUGAAACACCACGAUCUGUGUCCCAUUUUGAAAGUGAAAACUCGGUUAUCAUCACAAUAGUAAAAGGCGCCAAUCACGAAUAUAAAAGAUAUCAAAAGAAAUAAAUGCGAAAGAAUAAAUAAACAAGAAGGAAACAAUAGUUACAAAAGAACACUAAUAGAAUAAAUGUGCCAAAAGGAUAUCACCUCCUCUACUCACACAACUGGGUGCGACGUGCGUUUCCACUUUCAUGGUCGGUUGAAUAAGUGAACGUCACAUUCCCUCCCAUCUUCAUGUUUCUUCUUUAAGUUUAUAACUAUGCACACAGUCAGUAAAAGCAUCUUCGAAUAUGCGUAUUAAGGGAGAAAAGAUUAGUAAGAAAAAUAUAAAACCGGACGACUUUGGUUUUUGGAUUUGGAAUGUCGAGAAUUUGUUGUCCAUGAAUAAAGCCACUUUUGGAAAAAGUUUGAGUUGUCAAAAUGAUAUGAUUUGAGCAAAAGUGAAUAUGUAAUAAAUAAAUAGAUAGUUGACUAAUCAUUGCAUAAGUAAAAGCAUUUUGGAUUUGAUUCCAUUAAGCUAUGUUUUUCUAACAGCUGUUUGUCUCUCUGCCUUCAUUUCCACCCAAGAAGCCAAAAAACUGAUAUAUUGUCUCCAUUAAGUUUUGAGAGAGAGAGACUGAGAAGAUGGGACUGAGUCGACUGACCUAACAUCUGCAUAUGCAAGAACCCAUCCACGGUCAAGGAGGCUUUUAAGCUCGCUAGGCCAUCUCUUAUCAAGCAUUUCACCAUAAGCACCAUGAACAUGAAGCAGACCAGGUUUCCGGUUCACCUCUCUCUGAGCUCUCGAGUAACCAACAGUUAUGGAACCAUGGCUCCAUCAUGAGAAGAGACUUCAUGGUGAUCACAUGCAUAAAACUCGGUUAAGUCAUUCCACAAGUUGUCAUUCAAGGAACUAGUAAUAUCCUCCUCACUAUCAAAACUAACAGUUCUUGUGCCUUAAGGUAUAUUAGGGUUCUCGGUGGAGUUUGCAGUACCGUAUAAAACACGUGUUCUCUCGUGAAGCAUGUUUUGCUGCUGCACGAUGUUUCUGUAACGACCUGGUUCUCUGGUUCUCUAAACCAACUGGUUUGAAUUUAAUUAAUAAUCCUUUGAACCAAACCCUUGGUUUGUUGUGAUUAGUGGUAUAUGUAUGAUUAUAUGCAUUCCCUUCCUUCCCCGAAUGACCUAGCCGUCACAUCUCGUUAGUGUUGCGGUCUUUCACCACCUCCAACCAGCUGAAGCAUCAGUGCAUCACCAUCGUAUGUUGACGUGCGCCACCAAACCAGAAGGAGAGAAAACAAGAGCAGAUCCAGAGCCGCUGCAUCUCGAUAGGACCGGUGUUGAUCCACACGUUCUUCCACCGGAGCCGCUGCUGUCAUCACCACCAUCCAUCAACACAUACCGCCGUGUCGUUUGGAGGGCCCUAGUUUCAGCCUCGUGACGUACGAGAUUGGUGAUGUAGAGAGCGUGAUCAGGAAGGUUUAGUGUGUUAUUAUUAAUUUCUUGUGCGCAAGUUUCUUAAUCAAACCCUAAAUUAAUUGUAUUAAUAAUGCCUAGUUGUUUUGUGUUUAUUCAUUUUCGGUCUGGUGUGUGUCAUUGGCAAGAGCGAGAUCCAUGGCGAAACCGUAGCUUUCUUGCUGAUAAAGUCAUUUCGUUUAUAGUCAGACUCGCUUAUGUUUCUUCUUUAUUGGCUAAGGUGAAAGCUAGUUCGUUAAAUCUCGAGCUAGUUUAGUACUACUAUUAUGAAAAGCCUAGUUUCGAAGCAUGAUCUGUCUCUGUGAAUCGAGUUUGUUUGAGAGUCUUGUUUGUCUACUAUUAUUUUUGAUUGUUAAACUGGAAAUAGGAUAAUAGAAAAUUCAACGAUUGUGUGAAAUGAUUGAUGUUAAAAACUGUUAUAUAUGUAUAUAUAGUUAUAUAGUAGAGACUAUAUGAGGAGUGUCGGAGCUCAGAGAGAUCUGGGCUACCGACGCAUAUGAGUACGGGGUCAGAGAAAUCUGAGUUAGCGACGUAUAGAGUACGGGGGCCAUAGAAAUCUGAGCUAGCGACGUAUAGAGUGCGGGGGCACAGAGACAUCUGAGCUAGCGACGCAUAUGUGAUGAGUACGGGGGCCCAGAGACGUCUGAGCUAGCAACGUAUAUAUUUUACGGUGCGGAGUGCAGAGACGUUUGCAUAUCGACCAUAUUGGUGGAGUGUGGGGGUCCAGAGAUGUCUGGACUAGCGACGCAUAUUAUAUUAUCGUAUAUCCGUAUGAGGAGAACGCAGGGUGUGUGAACUAGCUAUGUACCAUCAGCGUAUUGUUUGUUCUGUGUGAUGCGCUAGGCAUCUUGUUUGUUCAUGCUAGAGCUAUGCCUACAUAGUCGUAGUGCUAUGUACUGAGUCAGUGGUUUGCGGUUUAGCAUCCCAUACCUCAUUGGGUGACUCCCAUGUUGCUCAUCCCUCUUUCUUCCCAUUGCAGAUGAACUUGCCGAGUAGUUGGAUACCUGGACGGUUUGGUGUAUUGGGGAUCAUCGUAUUUUUAUUUCGGUUUUCAUUCCAUUUAUUCGACGUAUUUUUAUAAAUCAAUUUAAAGAUGUACUAGAUACUGACCCGCUCUUUCAAAGGGCGGUAUUCAAUCUAUUAAAAUGUCAUUUUUCAAUUUUAAUAUUAUUUCUUAUUAGAUAAGGAUGUGUUUCAAUAUUUUAUUAUCUAAUAUGGUUUUAUUUUUAUAAAUUGUAAUUCUAAUUAGUGCGAGUAUGUGUUUGAAUAGUUUAUUAUGUAAUAUGGUUUUUAUUUUUAUAAAUUGUAAUGUAAUUUAUUUGUUAUUAGUAAAUUUGUGUUUACACAUAUAGGACUGCAAAUCCGUUGUUUGUUUAAUUCUUAAAUAUAUCACAUAUAUUAAUUUGUUUAUUUCUUAAAUGUAUAAUCUCAAUAAAAAUAAAACAGACUUUUUAUGAUUUUAAGUAUAGAUAUUUUACACAAAUUGACAUAAUGGGUUAAUAUAUUUGUUUAUCUCUUAAAUGUAUAAUCCAUGUAUAAAAAAUAAAACAAUCUUUUUAAUGAUUUUCACUAAAUAUAUUUUAAAUAAAAUGGUCUAAUGGGUUAACAAUGGUUCAAUUUGGACCUAUCUAAUGGGCUUUAAAUUUCUGUAGAUCAUUAAAGAUAUUAAAAAAAGUAAUGGUAUGUUUUGUAAUUUUUUAAAAAAGCCAGGGGUAUAAUCCUAAGAAGGAUUCUGCUUUAAUAGUAUAGCUAGAUUUCAUUCAGAUUUAUUUUAUUAAAUGUGUUUGAUAUUUUAUUCGGUUUUGAAUAAUUCGGUUUGAUUCGGUACCUUCGGUAAGUAGCACGCCGAUCUCGAGAAUGGAAGAGACGGGUGUUACCGUUUCAUUUCCCGUUUAAUAGAUCAUAAUCAACCACAGCAUCAGGCAUCUGCAAACCACAGCAUCAGGCUAAUAGCUCUUAAGCUACGUAAGCAGGAAACAGCAAGAGUUGUUAUCCUACCACAAGUGAAGAAAUCCUGUCAUAAAGGUAUUAAGUUGUAAAAAACAGAAGUUAAGAGGCUGUAACAUAAAUAACAAAAACCAAGGGGAGUAGAAAGCAAAACUCGUAACUUACACAAAUUAAAGUUGGCGAUUUAUUUUCCUUUUUAUUAGGGCACCGAAAAUAUAAAUUUGCCUGUUCGUUUUCUCGCUAAUAAAGGUUUUCGUAUCAGUUUAUCACACAAGAUUAGAUCCUCCCGUCCUCUGAUUCAUCUAUCUUCAUGAGUCUUUAAACCCUCUCCUGUUUAAUUUACUUAAUCACUACCAAAAAGCUGAUCAAAGAAGAAGAAAGAAAGAAUGGUUGAAACUAGUGAGAAGACUCCUUCUCCAUCUUCUUCCUCUCAUGGGCGUAAAGACUUGGAGUUUUUCAAGGUUUAUCUUCCCGAGUUCAGCUCUCACCAACUGGUAUGUUCCUAUGUUAUCUCUUUUUCUUCUCUAGGACUUAAAUAUUCUUUUUUCUCUUGGAAACUAAUUAAUAUCAAAAUUAACGUGCAGGUGAUACCUCAAGCAUUCAUAAACAUCUUAGAUAAGCCAUUACCUAAAAAAGUGGUAUUAGUAGAUGAGAUCGGACGGUUAUGGGAUGUGGAGACAAAGAUUGGUGUUGUUGUUUUCAGACAAGGUUGGGAAAAAUUUGCAAACGAACAUUCUCUUGAGUUUGGAGACUUUCUUUUGUUUAGAUACAACGGCGAGUCUAGAUUUGACGUCACGAUUUUCGCCAAAGACGGAUGUAAAAAAGACCUAGAUAGAUUUAGGGUUUCUGUUGAGAAAGAACCGGUUCUCGUUAAACCUGUGGGUAUUUCUAUCAAACCGGAACCUUGGGAAGACUGUGGCAAGAGGGUCAUGCAGAAUCGUAAACGCGUUUCGGUUAGAGAGGAGGCUAGUGUUUUUGGUGAGAUUGAACCGGUCCACCAAAGAAAUACUAGGAAAAAGGUUAACCGGUCUAGAGAUCCUCGUGAGAUGUCAUGGGUUCCUGAGAAGAAACACAAAGGAUCUGAAGAACCGGUUUAUAAACCCAAGAAUCCGCAUUUUGUGAGGAAAAUUGCAGUCGGUUCACUUCGUUUACUGGAAAUACCGACAACUUUUCUGAAAGCGAACGGGAUCGAGCUGGAGGAAGGCCAAGACAUCGAGCUUUGUGAUGAAAAUGGAAAGAAAUGGCCACUGAAGAUUGAGAAACACGGUAGAGGAUGCAUAUUCUCAUAUGAUUCGUGGUUGUGUUUCUGUGAAAGCCAUAACUUGAGGAAUCCCAAUAAGUGUUUGUUUGAGUUUAUUGUGUCAAGUAAUGGGACAUGCAGCCAGAUUCUAGUUCGUAUAUUCCGUGGGACGUUGCUUACUACUGCUACCAAAAGUGGUUACCACGUUCUUCCUAUGUAAACUUAAAACUAUACUUACUUCAUUGUGUUGUAUUCGGUUCUUCCAUGACGGCCUAGCUCCCUAGCAGCUAGCGGUUUUGGUUAGAAACGUGUGUCCUAACAUACAAACAUUGAAUACUUGACCUAUAUAUAGAUCUUUAGAGUAUUUGUGGUCUUUGAUCAUUUGGCUGGUGUGUUUUUCAGUAUUCAUGUCUCAUAAGUACAAACACUUAUAUCUACAAAUAAAAAAUCAUUGAAGAAAGGUAAAUUUUUCUCCUAAAUAAAUAAAUACUAUUGUAAAAAACAGUAAAAUAAAAUGUGCCUUGAUGAACUCAAAGUGGUCGAUGUUCGUCUUAUAAACUGGCCAUAUUAGAGUUCUCCCAUUGGUAUUUUAGUUCUUGACUACGAAUAAAUGUUUAAAUUAUAAGACAAUUGGGUUGUUUCCUCAUAUAGUUUGAACUUCGUUUCGGACCUGUCGACUACAUAUUAUACAUUUUAUAAUGUCAUUUGGUAUUAGGAAUUCAAGGUAUGAAGAACGCACUAAACGCGGGGAAAUUGAGUCAUUCAACUAUAUAAAGCUAUGUCACGUAGGAGAGCACAUAGUUUAUUUUCUUUGUUUUAUGAAGAUGAAAAAACCAAAUCAGCCACCGGUUUCCAAAUAAACCAAUGGAACUACGGCCCAAAGUAUAAUGUAUUAGUCCACUUUGUUUUUUUAAUAUAAAACUGAAUGCGAAGUGUCACCAAUCCAUUAUUAUAUGCUCUGUAUAUAAAUACACACGAGUGUUGUUGUUAGUCAUUACACAAUAUCAUCAACAACAACAAAAAAAUCUUUCUCGAGCUUUCUGUUUUCCCUUUUUUGUGAAAUGGAGUUUGAGAUUUCUAAACGAGUCCAAUCGGAGGAAGGAGAAGAGAAUUUAAAAGAGGAACAAGUGUGUAACCAGCUACAACUGAAAUCGUCUGAAACGCAAACGCAGGCGCUGAACAAAAGAGCGGUCCUGAACCGCAUCCGCGACCACAAAUGUAUUCACAAAAUCAAGAGUCUUCUUCUCACCACCGCAGGUAGUAACAAGGGAUCCACCGUCGACGCUGAUAACCGUUGGAUUGAUAGUGGGGAUGUCUUCUCUUGCCCGUGAACUCGGCUUAUACUUUGACGCGUGUAUGUCAACGUGUGUCGUGUUUGUGAUUUUCGCUUGUGUCUUCUUGCUGUCUUUAAUGUAUGAAUCAUCGUUGUAGAUCUCGAUGAAUUAAUGAAUCACCGUUGAUCUC
This is a messenger RNA of Brassica rapa (field mustard), 6974 nucleotides long. RefSeq names its product putative B3 domain-containing protein At5g66980. NCBI's taxonomy places the organism in Eukaryota, Viridiplantae, Streptophyta, Magnoliopsida, Brassicales, Brassicaceae. The record is from RefSeq and is a predicted model, not a curated record. Gene Ontology annotation, molecular function: DNA binding.